Messenger RNA from Osmerus eperlanus (European smelt), 1007 nucleotides. It is a transcript of the gene ptrh2, whose product is annotated as peptidyl-tRNA hydrolase 2. Gene Ontology annotation, molecular function: peptidyl-tRNA hydrolase activity. The transcript is spliced from 2 exons. The record is from RefSeq and is a predicted model, not a curated record. Lineage: Eukaryota; Metazoa; Chordata; Actinopteri; Osmeriformes; Osmeridae. Gene Ontology annotation, biological process: negative regulation of anoikis; positive regulation of anoikis. Gene Ontology annotation, cellular component: cytosol; mitochondrion. Bases 151 to 669 code for a protein of 172 amino acids.
AAUGUCUCUCUUCGUUUGUAAGCAGGUUGCGCAGCAGCACCUUAAUUUACUGAAACGUACUCACCUUCACGUCAUCAAAAAGAGACGAGGAACCGGACGAAGGAAGCAAUAGCAACACGUUUAUCCAACGGAAAGCUUGGUCACGUUGAUAUGGAUUCACUGUACGGACAGAUAGCUGUGGGUAUAUUGGCUGGAGUGGGCUGUGGACUUUGUCUUGGAUGGCACUUUCGCGCUCGCUUCGGCAACUCUUCCAGGGCUGUCAUCUCAGCUGUCGGAAACGGCACUGGAAAUGAAACAAGUGUCAUGGGAGAAAGCGGCGAAUUCAAAAUGAUUCUUGUGGUUCGAUCCGACCUGAAGAUGGGAAAGGGUAAAGUUGCGGCUCAGUGCUCGCACGCAGCUGUGUCAGCCUACAAGCAAGUGCAACGCAGAAACCCGGAGCUCUUGAAACAGUGGGAAUACUGUGGCCAGCCCAAGGUGGUGGUGAAGACCAAUGACGAGGACAGUUUGUUAGAGCUGCUGACCCAUGCUAAAGAGGUUGGGCUGCCCGUCAGUCUGAUCCAAGACGCAGGGAGGACGCAGAUUGCACCAGGAUCACGCACUGUGCUCGGCAUUGGUCCUGGCCCUGCGGAUCUUGUGGACAAAGUCACCGGACACUUGAAGCUGUAUUGAACAAUAUAACAAGAAUACUUAAUUUUCUGUGGGAAAUAGUUUAAGUAACACUGGGACUGCCUCCCAAACAAGAUAUUUUUUUUAUAUCAUAGUUGUAUUUGAAGCUGUCAUUUUUGUUACAUUGUCUGUUAAAAUCAGAACCAGAAUCCUAUAGGCCUAAUCGAGCCCAGUUGCUUAAGUGCCGUUAGUUGUGCUGGCUGUGGUUGACAUGACAUUGGGACAACACUGGUGCUGAGUUUAACAGGCAAGGUCCUUUACAUCGAGAAAUGUGACUCAAUGAAUAAAAUGUAAAUACAUCUACCACAGUUGCAAACAUGUAUAAAGAAUGGUGACAAGAC